This is a messenger RNA of Ziziphus jujuba (common jujube), 1254 nucleotides long. Its product is annotated as fasciclin-like arabinogalactan protein 7. The transcript has 2 exons. Bases 232 to 1020 code for a protein of 262 amino acids. The record is from RefSeq and is a predicted model, not a curated record. NCBI's taxonomy places the organism in Eukaryota, Viridiplantae, Streptophyta, Magnoliopsida, Rosales, Rhamnaceae.
ACCAGCUGUUAUUUACCGCACCUCCAACUUUUAUUUUGUUUUUCUCUUACUUGCUUAAUAAGUCCACCUUUUAUAUAUAAUCUCAUCACUUUCCCAUCUUUUAUUGCAUUAUCAUCCUCUCCUUCCACCACCAUUUCUCUCUGAGUUCCUCUUGCUGGGGAAUUUGGAGAGUCUGGUUACCAUAGAAAAAAAAAAAAAAGCAUUCAAUUAUCACAAAACUUGUUAAGAAAAAUGGAAUCCCACUUGGUUUUCAUAGUUAGCAGUACAUUGCUGCUUCUGUUUUCUUCAUCAGCAUUUGCUCAAACUGCUUCACCUCCAUCAGCAAGCCCAACUCUAACUCCGACGCCGGCACCGGCACCAGCUCCUGAGUAUGUAAACCUGACCUAUUUGCUCUCAGUUGCUGGUCCAUUCAAUACCUUCCUUAAGUAUGCUCAGUCAACCAAAGUGAUUGAAACUUUACAAAACCAAGCCAACAACACUGAUCAAGGAGUAACUAUUUUUGUACCAAAAGAUGAUGCCUUCAAAUCUCUUAAAAAGCCUUCCCUAUCCAAUCUCACUAAUGACCAGCUCAAAUCCCUUUUGCUCUUCCAUGCUUUGCCCCAGUAUUACAGUCUAGCUGAAUUCACCAACCUGACUGCAAACAGCCAAACCACCAUGGCUGGUGGCCAAUACACCUUGAAUUUCACCGAUAAAUCAGGGACUGUGCACGUUGAAACAGGUUGGGCUACUACAAAAGUAAGUAGCAGUGUGCAUUCAACUGACCCAGUUGCAAUUUACCAGGUUGAUAAGGUUCUUCUCCCUGAGGCCAUCUUUGGUACAGAUAUACCUCCGACAGCUGCACCAGCACCUUCACCAGACCUUGCACCAGCUGCAGAUGCUCCAAAAACUGCAGACACUGAAGCAAAAUCACCAGCAUCAUCUUCACCAGGGAAUUCUUCUUCUAACAAGAUCAUCAGCUUGGGAUUUGGGAACAGCUUUGUUUUGGCAAUCUCAGGUGGGCUUGCGUUGUUGUUCCUGUGAUAUGGAAAGAGAUUCUUUCUUUUUUUUUUUUUUGGGUCAUGAUAUAUGUUUUAAUUUAUAUUUUAAGAGGGUUUGAUUUGAAAAAAAAAAAAAUAUUGAUUUUUUUCUGGACAUAUGUUCUAUUGAUAUUCAUGUAUAAGGAUGUGAAGCAGAUCUUUUAUGUUAUCUAAAAAUGCAUUUUGUUUGAUCUAGUACUGUUCAUAUAGAAAAAUAUAUAUCUACAUAUUUGUUGUA